Molecule: messenger RNA, 4505 nt
Organism: Dreissena polymorpha
Lineage: Eukaryota; Metazoa; Mollusca; Bivalvia; Myida; Dreissenidae
Exons: 19
Coding region: 790-1929 (379 amino acids)
Source: RefSeq, a predicted model, not a curated record
GUGUUGUGGCAUAGAAUGACGCGGUAAGUGUGCUUUUGUGAAAAGGCGAAUAUUGGUACAGAUUUUUUCCAGAUCAAUAUGGUAUUACACACACCGAAGGUGCUAGUUGGAAUACAUUUCAUACUUCUGUUAUCCCCUGUUUACGCGAGCGUUCAUUUUCAAACGUUAAGGGUUGACUGUGAGCCAUUAUGUCGGAAAAUACAACCCUUUACCGGCUAUUGUCCUGUAUAUGGGUCAUGCCAGUGGUACUGCCAUGAAAAACAGGCAGAGUGUCCAACAAACACCAGAUACCAUUGUGCUCGAAACUUUAAUGACCAGGACAGCUUUGUUGCGGCGUGUGCACAGGAAACAUUCUGUCGGGCAGGUGAGGAGCCUCCAAUAUCGAAAUAUAACGUUAGUAGUGAACCUAAUCAAGGAACGGCUUCCGUUUUCUGUAGACCAUGUUCCAGCCCAGAAAGAUUCAAUGCUCGCUUCAAUACUUCGUCUGCAACUUACAGUGAAUGUCCCAAUGUGAAAACCAAUCUUUGUACGGAGCAAGCACACAAACUGGACUGCGGAUAUGUGUCAUACAGGGACCUUACAAAAACCGACCGAUAUUGUCGAUAUGACGCUAGGAACGGGUAUGCUACACAAUCGGCAGAAAUGUGCUUUUAUGAAAAUAAACACUGCUUCCAGAAGAAAUGCCCUGCCGAUGAAGAACUUUUAUUAGAUUAUUCGUGUGCUUAGAUUUGCCAAAUUGGUUUCGCCAGACUGCAAACCUCCGAUGUAUGUCGCCCAACAGAGAUAAACAUGUCAAUCAUCAUAUCAACUCAGCCUUUGUCGAACGAUCAUUCAUAUAUGAUGACCACUACCGUACACGGUGUUACAGAAAAUAAGCCAUUUCGGACACCUUUUGAAGGGAAAUAUACCAUCGUUUCAAUUGUGGCUUUACUCAGUCUUAUACAUAUUACUGUUCUUGUCAUAGCAGUAAAUUGUUUUAUUCAAGACAGAGUGAUUCGAGAAGAGAUCCCACUCAUAGAACGUCCAACAGGAGACAAAAACGCAUCGGAAGCGCUUUGUUUUGAGACAACACAUUUUGAAAAUACUGAGACAUCGACAACCAGAUGUUCGGGGACAGUUGCAUUGCAAUUUGAUGAUACAAAAGCAGAUUCACCUAAACCAAGUAUUACUAGAGCAGAUGAUCCCACGAACAGACUUGAGCACUACCCAGGGCAGCAAACGAUGCAAACUAUCCUUAAGCAAAUAAAUGAGAAAGGUUUCAAAUGGAAAACAUGUUUAGAAACUAUAAGAAACGAUACAGAUGUCAGUAAGCUUAGUGGUUUCGAGAUGGAACAAAAAGAUCCUUAUUUCACCGAAGUUCGUACAAGAAUCGAUGUCCCCGGUUACCAGGCAUAUGAAAUACCCUUUAACGACACAGCUUCCCUGUAUGAGAUUGUAAGUGUACAACUGUGUGGAGAUAUAAACAUGGAGGCAAUAAUACGAGUGGCUGUAGCACGAUCUGCGCUAAACAACUACACACAAAAUGUCAAGAAGCUUGUUGACAUGUUCAGUAAAUCGACGGAUGCUGUUCAAGAAGCCAAAACAUUCUUCGACGCACAUAGAAUUUAUUAUAAAGUUACAAACCUGAAGAGGGAUGUUGAACAUUGUUAUUUUGAACGUAUGCGUGAAAUCAUCGUUGAAGGGAGAAGCAAGGGUCCUAUGCACGUGGAAUUAUUUGGUGAAGUGUUAAAUUGCUAUAAAAUCCAGCACGACGAUGGUGGAUGUUUCGACGGUAAAUGCGAAAAAAUGUUACCUGGUCUCAAUAUAGGACUAUAUUCAUGCGAACCCAUUGAUAGAGAAUUGUGCGUUUACUGGCUUUGGUCAGACUCUCAUGACCCGGGUCAGUAUAUAAUCAUCCCUUUACUUAAAAACGACAAAAAAUAUGAAUAAUCUGCCAUGGACUCUGAGACCCUUUCAAACACACCAAUUCAGAAACAAUGUCAGGAUAUUAUCGACAAAAUAUCUAAGCCAAGCCUGUUUAGUUGGAAAGAAUGUUUAAACAUGAUCGAAUAUGGAGUAAGUUGGGAUUUUGCCAGUUUGAAAACAGUUCGUAUUUGCAAACCAAAAGAAACAGUGGCUAUUAACACUGCGAUUGCUCCUGGCUUUACGGCCUAUGAAAAACCUGCGAACGAACCCGUGUGUGUAUACGAGUGGAUAAGCCGUGUGUAUGAGGGUACAGAUUGUAUGAAGUUUAUCGUUCGUUUGGCUGCAGCGCGGUUUGCGAUGGAGAACUUUAACAAAUAUAUAACAAUGCUGUGUGAAGCUUUUAAUAAAUCGAACAACCCCUCUUCUGAUGCAAAAAUAUUUUUCAAACUCCACGGCAUUGAUUAUCAAAACAGCAACGAUUUAAAGAACGGUGUAAAAAUCGCGUUAGCGGUUCUGGUGCGAGACACAGUCUAUGAGGGAAAAGGAAACGGCCCGCUUUUCUUAGAUUUCUUGUGCGGUGCAUUUAACUACCAACUUACAAAACACUUCGAGAAAAAUCGAUUCCGUGGUCAAGACGUGGGGACAAUUCCAGCUCUUACCGCUACAUUGACAUCCAUACCACCGAGUGACAGAGAAGUGCAUCUGUUAUGGAUGGAGUCAAGAAACGAUACACCUGGUAUGUGUAGAAUUCUCCGAUUGAAAACAGACAAAUACACGAACGACGAUAAGGCCUCAUGUGUUACUUAAGACAGUAUAUUGGAUACUCUUAUAUACAUAAGUUACAAAUUACAUUUAUUAUAAUUUUAGCUUUCUUAUGAUAAUCAUGCCCUCCAAAUGUAGGGUUUAUAAUGUAUGUGUGUGCGUGUUUUCAAAUACAUAUAAUCUAUUUUGACAUACCGGAAUUAUAGUGUUUUGGAAGACCGAUCAUACGCAGUACAUAUUUGAUAUAUAUUCUGAUUGGUCGAAAUAGAAAUAGUAAACGAAAAGAAAGGAACAGUAGUGAACAUGACUGUGUAAAUACGAGCAGUAAAAAGAUACAAAAACACAGAGGCCCGUCCAGUGAGAACUAGAUUUUGGACUUUUCUUCCUCCGUUAAUGACUUACUUGGAUAUACAAACUCUGUGUUAUACGGCGAAGAAGACGUUGAAGUAACGAAUACUAGUGUUUUUGGAAACAACCAGGAAGCAUACGAUCCAACGAAGGUUAACACCAUGGCGGCAGCGCAGCCAACAUAACAUGACGUUGAAGUUUGCUUGAAGGCAUAAGUUGACGACGCACUGUAGUCAAACACAAACUACAAUGUCUUGAUAAGAUGGACCACCGCAUGGCUCUUGACGAUAGAGUCAAAACGGUUGCAGAGCGCGAUUUCAAGCUCGACCAUAUCUCCGAGGGGCGGAUAUUGCAGCCGCACAGGUUAGAAGUAGGUUAGAUGAUCUUGAGCGUGAGCGUAAUAGUCUUCGUGACGAUUUGAUGUACAUGAACGCUCAAAGCCUGAGAAAUAACCUUGAAUUUACUGGUGUACCGGAAACAGAGAACGAAACACAUGAGACAACCGACAAGAUUCUGAGAAAACAUUUGAGCGAUGCCCUCAUAAUUGUUCAGAAAACUGCGGACACUAUCAGGUUUUAGAGGGUCCAUCGAUUGCUUGCGGAACACACACGUGGGAAGGUUAUUUCUAUAAAUAGAAUUCGAAAUAGAAAUAGUUAACGAAAAGAAAGGAACAGUAGUGAACAUGACUGUGUAAAUACGAGCAGUAACAAGAUACAAAAACAAAGAGGCCCGUCCAGUGAGAACUAGAUUUCGGACUUUUCUUCCUCCGUUAAUGAAUUACUUGGAUAUACACACUCUGUGUUAUACGGCGAGGAAGACGUUGAAGUAACGAAUACUAGUGUUUUUGGAAAUAACCAGGAAGCAUACGAUCCACCGAAGGUUAACACCAUGGCGGCAGGGCAGCCAACAUAACAUGACGUUGAAGUUUGCUUGAAGGCAUAAGUUGACGACGCACUGUAGUCGAACACAAACUACAAUGUCUUGAUAAGAUGGACCACCGCAUGGCUCUUGACGAUAGAGUCAAAACGGUUGCAGAGCGCGUUUCCAAGCUCGACCAUAUCUCCGAGGGGCGGAUAUUGCAGCCGCACAGGUUAGCAGUAGGUUAGAUGAUCUUGAGCGUGAGCGUAAUAGCCUUCGUGACGAUUUGAUGUACAUGAACGCUCAAAGCCUGAGGAUGUACCGGAAACAGAGAACGAAACACAUGAGACAACCGACAAGAUUCUGAGAAAACAUUUGAGCGAUGCCCUCAAAAUUGUUCAGAAAACUGCGGACACUAUCAGGUUUUAGAGGGUCCAUCGAUCGCCUGCGGAACACACACGUGGGAAGGUUAUUUCUACAAAUUCACUUUUUGCGAUUAUAAUAUAGUGACCAACUCAGAACGAGUUUCAAAGAAGGUCGUCCAAAAUAUGUCACAUCAAAGUCACAUACAUGUAUCAGUAUCGUUAUGGUAAAACGUGUCAAAUGUCAUUGUAUUAAAUAAACAAUUAAUA